UAGGGCGGGCCCGCGCCCGGCUCCCCACUGCGCUGCCCAGAGGCCCUGUGAGUCCCGGGUCCCGCAGCCCCGACGCCCACCAUGGACAUCGCCAUCCAGCACCCCUGGUUCAGGCGCGCCCUGGGCCCCCUCCUCCCCAGCCGGCUCUUCGACCAGUUCUUCGGCGAGGGCCUCUUCGAGUGCGACCUGCUGCCCUUCCUGUCCUCCACCGUCAGCCCCUACUACCGCCAGUCCCUGCUGCGCACCGUGCUGGACUCCGGCAUCUCCGAGCUCAUGACCCAUUUGUGGUUUGUAAUGCACCAACCACAUGCUGGAAGCCCCAAGAGCAACCCCACCAAGGUCCGAUCCGACCGGGACAAGUUUGCCAUCUUCCUGGACGUGAAGCACUUCUCCCCGGAGGACCUCACCGUGAAGGUGCAGGAGGACUUUGUGGAGAUCCACGGCAAGCACAGCGAGAGGCAGGACGAUCAUGGUUACAUCUCCCGGGAGUUCCACCGCCGCUACCGCCUGCCUUCCAACGUGGACCAGUCGGCUCUCUCCUGCUCCCUGUCUGCCGACGGCAUGCUGACCUUCUCUGGGCCCAAGGUCGUCGCACCUGGUGGGGACGCGGGCUACGGCGACCGGGCCAUCCCCGUGUCACGGGAGGAGAAACCCGGCUCUGCCCCCUCGCCCUGAGCUGGGCCGCGCGUCCGCUGCCACCCGCUGCUGCCCCUGCCACCAUCCAACCGGGGGAGCCCUAGGAACGGGGCAUUUGUCUUCCCUCUUUCCUCUUUCUCCUUCCCUUCUCCUCCCUCUUCUCCGAGGGAAUGAGGGUUUGAGAGCGCAGCCUGGAGGGUUUGGGACCUCGGUCGGAGGUGCUGUGACCCCAGAUCCCAACACCGGCCAGUUGGUGGGAGUGACAGCCAUCCCACUCCAUUAGACAACUGCCCGCCCUGCUGGGGGGCGCAGGCCCGCCUCGGCUGACCGAGGACAGCCCUGCUGAGCCAUCCCCGGGUGCCUUCCAGCCAGGCGCAUCUGACCAUGGCAGCGGGCACCUCAUCAGGGCCCGGCCGUGGGCUGCCACGUGUGCCCAGCCCCAAGGGGCUGACCCUUGGAGGCCCAAGUGCCCGGCCCUCAGAAGCCCGCUUCUCUCUUCUCUCCUCCUUCCUCUCUGCAGUCCGCUCCUGGGCGCCUGGCGCCCCUGACAUGCAGCCCGUGGCAGUCAAUAAAGAGCAGGUGACACAGCA
Pipistrellus kuhlii (Kuhl's pipistrelle) is the source of this 1226-nucleotide messenger RNA. It is a transcript of the gene CRYAA, whose product is annotated as crystallin alpha A. Bases 82 to 675 code for a protein of 197 amino acids. NCBI's taxonomy places the organism in Eukaryota, Metazoa, Chordata, Mammalia, Chiroptera, Vespertilionidae. Gene Ontology annotation, molecular function: protein folding chaperone; structural constituent of eye lens. Gene Ontology annotation, biological process: lens development in camera-type eye; response to heat; protein refolding. The transcript is spliced from 4 exons. The record is from RefSeq and is a predicted model, not a curated record.